AUGAAUUCAGCUGCUGUACUCUUGCUACUGUAUUUUCUGGGUCUUCAAGCCUUCAUCGAGGCUCGCCCACCCGCCGCCGAGCCGGCUCUGGAAGCUGUCAACAUUGUGAAACGCCAGUCCGAUGGAGAUUGGGAUUCUCCGAGAGGUGGCGGGAGCUACGGCGGUCGAGGAUCUGAUGGCGACUGGGAUGCGUGGUACUUCUCUAAGCCGAAGACAUACAACGACGGUUGGUGGCCCUAA
Bursaphelenchus xylophilus (pine wood nematode) is the source of this 240-nucleotide messenger RNA. NCBI's taxonomy places the organism in Eukaryota, Metazoa, Nematoda, Chromadorea, Rhabditida, Aphelenchoididae. The record is from the annotation of a GenBank genome assembly.